Pygoscelis adeliae (Adelie penguin) is the source of this 1213-nucleotide messenger RNA. RefSeq names its product transcriptional adaptor 1 (gene TADA1). The annotation marks the transcript as partial. Gene Ontology annotation, biological process: regulation of transcription by RNA polymerase II. Gene Ontology annotation, molecular function: transcription coactivator activity. Gene Ontology annotation, cellular component: SAGA complex. Lineage: Eukaryota; Metazoa; Chordata; Aves; Sphenisciformes; Spheniscidae. The record is from RefSeq and is a predicted model, not a curated record. The transcript has 7 exons.
UUGAAGCUCUGGUUCAAGCAAAAGAUCAGUAAAGAGGAGUUUGACCUGGAAGCACGCAGGCUUCUCACGCAAGACAAUGUCCACUCUCACAACGAUUUCCUCCUGGCUAUUCUUACCCGAUGCCAGAUCUUGGUUUCUGCACCAGAAGGUGCUGGAUCUCUGCCAUGGCCAGGUGGCUCUGCAACUAAACCUGGAAAACUCAAAGGAAAGAAAAAGAUUUCUUCGGUUCGACAAAAGUUUGAUCACCGGUUCCAGCCUCAGAAUCCGUUGUCUGGAGCCCAGCAAUUUGUGGCAAAGGAUCCUCAGGAGGAUGACGAUUUGAAGCUGUGUUCUCAUACCAUGAUGCUUCCUACACGUGGCCAGUUAGAAGGAAGGAUGAUCGUAACCGCGUAUGAGCACGGGCUAGACAAUGUCACAGAGGAGGCAGUGACCGCAGUUGUUUAUGCUGUGGAGAACCAUCUUAAGGAUAUUCUGACAUCUGUGAUAUCGAGGCGGAAAGCCUAUCGUCUGAGAGAUGGCCAUUUCAAGUAUGCCUUCGGAAGCAAUGUUAAUCCUCAGCCAUAUCUGAAGAACAGUGUUGUUGCUUAUAACAAUUUAAUUGAGUGCCCUCCAACCUGUGCGACACCUUCUGCCGGUCAGAGUCUAGCUCCCCAGCCCCCGCCCGAUGAUGCUGAGCAGCAGGCAGCUCUACUCCUAGCGUGCUCUGGAGACACCUUACCAGCAUCCCUCCCGCCAGUGAACAUGUAUGACCUUUUUGAGGCAUUACAGGUGCACAAAGAAGUUAUUCCUGCGCACACUGUCUAUGCUCUAAACAUUGAGAGAAUUGUCAUGAAACUCUGGCAUCCAAACCACGAGGAGCUACAGCAGGAUAAAAUCCAUCGCCAGCGCCUGGCGGCAAAGGAGGGCCUUCUACUCUGCUAGAGCUACACAGCCGUGUCAGGUCUCAGAUGGCUACAGUGCUGUUCCUUGGACUUGACAUUCACAUGCUUCUUACAAACCUGUGUCAGCAUUUCAAGGAUGAUGUAAGUUAUGAGUCAACUUUUCCUAUGGAAAUAUGACUAAGUUGCGGUACACUUUCUCUGCUUCCCCAGAGUCAUGUGCCAUGGAGUGCCUGCAGCAAUCCCACUGAACUGGAAAGGAGAAACAAGAGAUUUGUUUGCAAAGACUGUUUUUUAGGAAAAAUAAAUGUGAGGGUGGAAAGAGUUCGUUUUAA